Myzus persicae (green peach aphid) is the source of this 2289-nucleotide messenger RNA. RefSeq lists its product as uncharacterized. Lineage: Eukaryota; Metazoa; Arthropoda; Insecta; Hemiptera; Aphididae. The transcript has 3 exons. The record is from RefSeq and is a predicted model, not a curated record. The coding region runs from base 232 to 2289 and encodes 685 amino acids.
AGUCACAUACAUAAUAUAUAAAUAUCUAUGCCGAAAGUCGAAAUUUGAUAAAGGACAAAGAUAUCUGUGCCCCGUGGUAAUGUGAUUAUAUUAUUAUUGUGAUGAGCGAUGACAGAUGAAUAUUGAAUGGUGUUUGGUGAUGUAAAUUAUGUAUACAAUUUUAAAGUUCUUUAAAAUCGUGUGUAUAUUGCUGUAGUUUGUUACAUCAUCACUCAUCAGUAUACGGCUUACAUGCAGUUAUUAACUAUGUCAAGAAAACCGUUGAAUUAUUGCACGUCCAGGAAUUUGAGACUUCUGGUUUCUCAAGAGUAUGAAAGACAACUUUUACAAAUUUCAAAUGAACAAAGUGAUCAUGUAGAACAAGCUGCAGAAUAUCUCGUUGAGCAACAACAAUCUCCUGAUAUUACAAAUGACACAUUUCAAUUUCCAAUGUUUAUUGAUGAAGGGAUGGAUGAUGAUUCAAAUACAAUAACCAUUUCCACAGAAGAUAACAUUUACAUUGAUGACAACCCUGCAGUAGAUAUUCAAAAUGAAAACAAUGAUAUUUUAUCUGAAAUUAAAAACUGGGCAUUGACUGAAAAUGUGACUGCUAAAGCCGUAAAGUCUUUACUUUUAAUCAUGCGAAAAUAUUUCAAGCAUCUUCCAACUGAUCCACGGACCCUAUUAUCUACACCAAGAUCAACCUGCCUACGAGUAGUAGAACCUGGAGUAUACUACCAUUUUGGCUUAAAAAAUUGUAUUAUAAAUUUUUUAAAAAGCAAUAGUUCUUAUAAUAACCUUUCAAGUAUUGACAUAAUGUUUAACACUGAUGGGCUUCCUUUAUCAAAAUCAUCUAGUAGUCAAUUAUGGCCGAUCCUUGGAUCUGUUAUUGGAUUUAAGGAAGUUUUUGUUAUUGGACUUUAUCAUAGUUUUUCUAGUAAGCCAAAGGAUGUUGAUAUCUAUUUUCACGACUUUUUACAAGAAGCUAAACUUCUUGUCGAAGAAGGUUUGAUUUUCAAAUCAAAAAGCUUUAAUGUUAGGGUUAAAAUGUUUGUGGCAGAUUCGCCAGCAAAGGCUUUUGCUUUGUGUAUAAAACAUCACAGUGGCUAUUCAUCAUGCACAAAAUGUUAUUCUGAAGGUGAAUAUUUAAGCCGUAGAAUUUGUUUUCCUGAUGUUGAUUCAGUACUGAGAACUGAUAUAAGUUUUAUUGAAAAACAUGAUGAUAAUUACCAUCGUGGUGAAACACCAUUGGUAAAUAUUCCACACUUUGGUCCAGUAACCAAUGUUCCCCUCGAUUACAUGCAUCUUGUAUGCUUAGGAGUUGUAAAAAAAUUAAUUAAUUUAUGGUUUGAUGGACCAUUAAAUGUCCGUAUAAGAUCUAGUGUAGAGAAAGAAAUAUCGUUCAAGAUAAAUGAAAUUAGAUCAUAUAUUCCAAUUGAAUUCCAAAGGAAGCCGAGGCCGCUUAAUGAAUAUAAACACUGGAAAGCAGUUGAAUUCAGGACAUUUCUUCUUUAUAUUGGACCAAUUGUUCUUAAAAAUAAAAUAUCAUUGGACACUUAUCAACAUUUCCUUACAUUACAUGUUGCUAUAACAAUAUUGUGCAGCAGAGAACUUACUGAAGAACUUUUAUUAUAUGCCGAAAACCUGUUAAAACAUUUUGUAAUAACAUUUAAAAUAAUUUAUGGGGUUCAUAACCUUAGUCAUAAUGUACAUGGUUUAAUUCAUCUUGCCAAAGAUUGCAAAAUGUAUGGAUCAUUGGACACAUUUUCAGCAUUUCGCUUUGAAAACCAUAUGCAGCAGUUACUAAAGCUAAUAAGAACAUAUAAUUAUCCAAUUCAACAAGUAGUUAGAAGACUAAGUGAGAUUGGUGGCAACUCCACUCCUCAACUUGAAAAAGACACGGAUGUAAUUAUGUGGUCACAACAUAAAAAUGGGCCAAUGCUGUCUUCUUGUCAUCCACCUCAAUUUAAAAAAAUAAAAAUAAAUGGUUUGACAUUUACAGCCAAUAAUUUAAAAGAUUGGUGCUGCCGUACAAUAUGUGAUUCUUUUGUACUUAUUGAAAAUAUUGCAUAUCAAUCAAAACAACUAGUGAUUAUAGGAAAACAAUUUUUGUUAAAAUCUGAAUUAUAUGAAUAUCCAUGGAAAUCUUCAUACUUCAAAAUUUAUAAAUUAAGAAAUUUAUCAGCAGAAUUGAAAAGUUGGAAAGUUGAAACUAUUGUAAGCAAAUAUUUUUUGUAUAAAGUUGAAAAUGGAACAUUUGCUGCAUUCCCUAUGAUUCACAGUGAAGUUAGUGAAAAACAAAAUAUUUAA